Messenger RNA from Aedes albopictus (Asian tiger mosquito), 1155 nucleotides. It is a transcript of the gene MagR, whose product is annotated as iron-sulfur cluster assembly 1 homolog, mitochondrial. Gene Ontology annotation, molecular function: 2 iron, 2 sulfur cluster binding. Lineage: Eukaryota; Metazoa; Arthropoda; Insecta; Diptera; Culicidae. The record is from RefSeq and is a predicted model, not a curated record. Gene Ontology annotation, cellular component: cytoplasm; mitochondrion. Gene Ontology annotation, biological process: iron-sulfur cluster assembly. The transcript has 5 exons. Bases 138 to 527 code for a protein of 129 amino acids.
AUCAGCUGAGCGAUGCUGAUCAGCGAAACCUCUUGUGAAAUUGCAAAUCGUCAAACAGUAUAACAAGAGAUUGUGCAAGAACAAAACAAAAUUACCUGUAAAAUUCUCCAAAAAAAUCUCCCGCUAAUCAGUGAAUAAUGGCAUCCAAAGUGGUGGCCACUGCUACGGUGCGUGCUGUUAAGAGGAAACUUAUUCCAACGCGGGCAGCUCUUUCCCUGACACCAGCAGCCGUAGCAAGAGUAAAACAGCUCCUAGAAGGGAAAUCCGAAUAUAUUGGUCUCAAAGUUGGAGUACGGCAAAGGGGCUGUAACGGGUUGAGUUAUACGCUUGAUUACGCUACUUCAAAAGAUAAACUAGACGAAGAGGUGGUACAAGAUGGUGUCAAAGUAUUGAUAGACAAAAAAGCACAACUUUCGCUUUUAGGCACUGAGAUGGACUAUGUAGAAACCAAAUUGUCCGCGGAGUUUGUUUUUAACAACCCCAACAUCAAAGGCACUUGCGGCUGUGGAGAAUCGUUCAGCAUCUAGGGCGGUGGUCGAAAAAAUUGUAGAGUGAUAACCAAUAAAUUAUGAGCAUGUCAGACAUACUUAGCCUAAUUUGUUUAAGUAGACUUUUUGAAGCAAUUAUCGGUUUUAUUCUUUUAUCAUAAUUUAUGUACAGUUUGACGGUUUGUAAUUGACACUGCAAACGCCUUGCUCGAUAGGACCGACUUUUGACCGAAAAUCUCGCAAAUAUAGCAAAAUGCAAAGGCGUUGAGGCUAUUGUUUGUUAUAUGCAUGGCUUAAUGGCUUUAGCUUACUUUUGAAUAUAUGUUCAUAUCAACACGAAAGUUGUUGUUUUUCGGAUAACCAACCAAAAUGGUAUAUUAGACAUACCAAGGUACAUACGUAAUGCCUGAAGAUCAUAGACACAAAAUAUGUUGAAAAAUAGACUAAUUCGAACUAAAAAUUGCAAAAAAAAUCCACGUAGUUUUUGUGUGGUUUGAACCCACGUCUCCCCAAUUUCGCUAGACAGGGUGCGUUCGCCAACUUCGCCAUUUUUUGUCUAUGAACUUUAGGCAUUACAGAUAAAACUUACAUAUAAAACUAGAGAGCCAUUUGGCUGUGCACAUGAAAAAGAGAAAAAAUAAUAUAGAUGAAAGUAUGUUGAUUUAAA